Gasterosteus aculeatus aculeatus (three-spined stickleback) is the source of this 2864-nucleotide messenger RNA. Its product is annotated as C2 calcium-dependent domain-containing protein 4C. NCBI's taxonomy places the organism in Eukaryota, Metazoa, Chordata, Actinopteri, Perciformes, Gasterosteidae. The record is from RefSeq and is a predicted model, not a curated record.
UGUGAGCAGGUUUCCGUACAGGCUGAUGUCUGCGUGACGGAGUCGGACCGCGUCGUAUCACUGUGCAACUCCACGUGCCGCGGUCACUUCAAAGGGAAAAUAUGAAUGUUUAAGUUGCAAAGACACAAGUAUACAAAGUACAAGUGUGCUGCUGCAUCAAGUGUGAUAAAGGAGAGGACACAUGCAAAACUCAUUUUUAAUUUAGGCCAGAAUGCUCUGCUGUGUUGGAAACUGAUAAUAGAACUGAAUGUUUACAAUUACUGGUAUACUGCAUUUGCAUAGUUAUUAUAACCCAAUACGACAUUUGAAUGUUCAUCAACUUCAGCGUUAACUUUGGUUGUCAACUGGAAAUGUUUGAGAUUCCGUAUUAAUGCAUUUCACUGGGUGCCGUGAAGUGUUAAGACGUGAAUGAUGAGUUCAUUUCAAAGGCCUUGUAGUCCUUUUCGCAUUGGGGUGAAUUUGUGUGUGGAGGUUAAAAUAAGAUUGUUGAGUUGUUAGACAUUCUUUACUGCCCCUCCUUGAUGUUGUGGUCAGAUGUGAUUCAGUACAAUGUGAGAGACAUUAUGUUUCGUUAGUUGUUGGUGUGCUGAGCUUCUCUGAUAUCAGAUUCGUGACUAACUGGGCUCAAAGAAAGCCGAGCUGACGCCUCUUCUGGGGCUUUUCCCUGUUUAAAUCAGCCGUUUGUCGCCGGAUACCAGCUCUCACAGCUGAAAAUGUGUACAUUUCUAAAUCCCUCUCUGUCCACUCGAUGCAGCAGCGUUGUUGGUUGAUCUCUGACUGAGCAUCGUCUGUUCCACACUCUGGUCCACCGUUUCGUGGCACUUGACUCAAAACCACGCAAUCCGGAUAAGUAAAGCGCUUUUUCUGUCCUGCGGAUCAAUGAAGUCAGUGGGGGGCCCUUUUCUAUCUGAGACUGACAAAUUUGUUGCCAUAGCAAAGUUUCCAAGGAGACAAACGAGCCCGUCGAAACCCAAAGACGGACAAGAAGAGACGUAGCUGUAAAUUGGGAUUAAACAACACGCUUCACUGUCUGCUCAGCUGUACUUUUUCCAGGUCAAAUAGUCUCGUUUUAUUCUCAUAUUCAUGAGUAAUGGUUUACUGACACACAAAAACCCUACUCUGUCAUCUGUUCCCAGUUGAAAUAUUGAUUUCAAAGUGUGUAAUAAAGGCUGACCCGAUAAGCUGCGAGCUGAGUAAAACCAAUUAAUUCAACUGCAUCUCUGGGGAAAGAUGAGCAAAGCAGCGUCUGGGUGCGGAGCAGUGACCCAGUGGCCGCGCGGGCAUAAGGAUUCCUCUGCUUCUGCUGAUGUAACCAGUAACCAGUUGGUUGUACUGGUGAAAGAGGGGGACGCACACUGAUCUUAUUGGUCAGCCGCAGACCUGUGCCGCCUAUAAAGCGCCCGACAGGCGCUCCGGAGCAGCCGAGACCGUCUGAGGGCGCACAGCAGCGCCGCGGAGCGCACAGGCUUCCCCGCGGAGAAAGACACCUGUUACUGACGGAGCAAGUGGACAAAGACGACCGCGUGUGUCUCGACACCUGACUGCAUCGGCUCCACACGCCCACACGUCCCACUGUCUGGUGGGACCAUGUGGGUCCUGGAUAAGAUCCGCGGGACGGUGGAGACCGGCGUGCUGCGCCAUGGGGACAACCGAGACAAGAAAGACGUCCCGUACAGCAACGUCCUCACCCCCGACAAGAUCCCGGACUUUUUCAUUCCCCCGAAGCUGGUCUGCGCCCCGCCGGAACCCGAUGUCCCUAAUCUCCCGCCCAAAGAGGGCCUGCAACCCUCCACUUCGGAGCUGACCGUCAACAGUGGGAAGAAGAUCAGCAGCCCGAGAAGUCCACGCCUGGUGGCGAAGAUCGCGGGAGACACCAAGAACCUGCUGAGAGCGGCGAACCGCCACAUCAUACAGAUAGAGAGUGCGGAUGAUGUCGGAGACACCAACGCAGACCCCCAGUCGCAGACGGCAAUGUCCCUGCCUUAUGUGCCCAAGACUCAAACCCCUUACGGCUUUGCGACCUUGAAGGAAAGCCCACACACUCGCCGCAAGGAGUCCCUUUUCCACUGCGACUUAGCAGUCCCAUCACCUCCCCCAAACACCCAGAGGAAGACCCACGGGCGAGGCGGCGAGGGGGGAAACCACCUGAACCCGGCGGACUGCAACACCUCGCACAUGAAUCCCUACCGGUACUUCAGCGGUGGGGAAAGCGACACGUGCUCCUCAGCCGAGUCCUCCCCCUUCAGCUCCCCCCUGCUCUCCCGCUCCGCCUCCCUGCUCAAGAUCUUCACCCACGAGACGCAGGCCAAGGUCGUGAAGGCCAAGCGGUCGUUCGCCCGCCACAGCUCCCUCUCCACCGACGAGUGCAGCUCGGCCGAGCCCAGCCCCAACGUCCAGCGGCGGCUCAACGUGCCCUCCCUCCACGGCGCCGGGGGGUCGGACCAGGGGCUCCAUCGGGAGCACACCAUCAACCUGCACAAAGGCGGGUCGCUGAGGAUCAGCGCCAACUACGACUCCGGCACCUCGCGCCUGCUCAUCCGCGUCCUGGUGGCGGAGAGUCUUUACGACAAGCACUUUGACAUCAAGAGCAUCAACUGCUGCGUCUCCGUCUACCUGAACCCGGGCAAGCAGCAGAAGCAAAGGAGCAACAUCAUCAAGAACAGCCGCAAGCCGGUCUUCAACGAGGACUUCUUCUUUGACUCGAUCGGUUCGGUCCAAGUGAAGAACCUGCUCGUGAAGUUCAAGGUGGUGAACAAAGGCACCAGCCUGAAGAGGGACAACCUCCUGGGAGAGCGGGAGGUGCCUCUUACGAAGCUGCUCUCGGGAGUUUGAAGCCACGGCACCUGGGGGGUGUCAAAGAAGGG